Pseudonaja textilis is the source of this 624-nucleotide messenger RNA. NCBI's taxonomy places the organism in Eukaryota, Metazoa, Chordata, Lepidosauria, Squamata, Elapidae. The record is from RefSeq and is a predicted model, not a curated record.
UCACCCUCCCUGUCCUACUUCUACCUGAAACUCUCAGAGCCCAGUCAGGGGCUGCACCGGUUCUUCAUUAAGGUCCACCUGGAAGACCAGCCCAUCAUCCGCUAUGACAGCCUUACAUGGAAGAUGGAGCCUCUGGUGCCCUGGAUGGAGGAGGCAGGGAAGGAGAAGUUUCUGAUCCCUGAGUGGAUCUUCAGGGCUGACCUGGAGACGUUAUCAAAACUGGAUCAGGAGGCUGGAGGGCUUCAUACCUGGCAGGUGAAUUUGGGCUGUGAGCUCAGGCAAGACGGGAGCAAAGGAGGGUUUUUGCGCUAUGGCUAUGAUGGGAUGGACUUCAUCAGCUUCAACAAGGAGACCCCCAGGUGGGUGACAGCUCAGCCCCUGGCCCGGAAGGUCAAGGAGGAGUGGGAGGAGGAUCCAAGAUGGUCCCAGGAAAGUAAAGUCUUCCUGGAGGAGACCUGCAUUGCGUGGCUGCAGAGAUACCUGUCCUACAAGAAGGCGACUCUGGAGAAGAUAGGUGAGUGGCAAAAAGGGGGCUCCCCUGAUCAGGUUUCUAUGGGCUCCCCCUCCCCCAUUUUAUCUCUGUCCUACAUAGCCAAUCCACCCUCUCCAGAAAAGGGUCAGGAG